Molecule: messenger RNA, 2064 nt
Organism: Chroicocephalus ridibundus (black-headed gull)
Lineage: Eukaryota; Metazoa; Chordata; Aves; Charadriiformes; Laridae
Gene: GTF2A2
Product: general transcription factor IIA subunit 2
Exons: 5
Coding region: 597-926 (109 amino acids)
Biological process (GO): transcription initiation at RNA polymerase II promoter; RNA polymerase II preinitiation complex assembly
Cellular component (GO): transcription factor TFIIA complex
Molecular function (GO): TBP-class protein binding; RNA polymerase II general transcription initiation factor activity
Source: RefSeq, a predicted model, not a curated record
CUGACUUUGGUUCCCGGAGCCCUGGAAGUGCCGGUUCCCCGAUGGCAGUGAAAUUCAGCGAUUAUUUCGAAGCCCCGGGAGGGCAGCGGGCUCUGCCCCAGGGGCGGGGCGGGGCUAGGCCCUGUUGCCACCCUCGCCCUUCCGCUUCCGGGCCACGAGGGGCCGGAAGGGCCAGCCUCUUCCGGCGGCCGGGAGCGGGUGAGGCCGGGGACCGGCGGGGGCCGCCCCCAACGGGGGCUCCGGAGCCGGGGCUGCCCGCGGCUGGGGGGCGGCGGCCGGCAUCUUCCCCUGGGUUCGCUGGGGCCGGGGAGGGGGGGCGGCGGGGCCCGGCCCGACGGGGCGCAAGGCCGGUGGGUCCCGGCGCUGGCCGGCCGUCGCCGUAACGGCCUCCCGCGAGGGGCGGUUUGGACGCCGAGCGGGCGGCGAGCGCCCCGCUGGCCGGUCCUCCCCCGGUCAUCGGUGCUUCGCGCUCCCGAGCCCUCUUAAGUGUCGGUCGGUGUUUGGGAGUGGUUUUUAAACACUGUUUGCUCUUGCUGUGCGUUUGCGGGGACCUAGCCGACGUGCAGCGCGGUGGAUGAGCAGGCAGGUGUCCAGCCAUGGCCUAUCAGCUGUACAGGAACACCACGCUGGGGAACAGUCUCCAGGAGAGUCUGGAUGAGCUGAUACAGUCACAGCAAAUCACACCUCAGCUGGCCCUUCAGGUGCUACUUCAGUUUGACAAAGCUAUAAAUUCGGCACUGGCACAACGAGUCAGGAACAGAGUCAAUUUCAGGGGGUCUCUGAAUACAUACCGAUUCUGUGACAACGUAUGGACAUUCGUACUGAAUGAUGUUGAAUUUAGGGAGGUCACUGAACUUGUGAAAGUGGAUAAAGUGAAAAUUGUAGCAUGUGAUGGAAAAAACACUGGUUCCAAUACUGCAGAAUGAAUAGAACUGUGGUUUGUCUGCAAUAUUUUCUGUUAAUAUGCAGCACUUUCUGGAGAAAAGCACGGAAAGGACUGUGUUCAUACUUAAUUCUUGUGAUGCGGAUGUGAGUUAAUCCAUACAAGAAAGCGUCACAAACAACAGCGGAAGAAAUAACUGUAGCAUUUCUUCAGUUCACCUUACAGGGCAUGAAUACAAGUUACUUUUUUUUUUUUAACUACAAAAGAUACUGUUGCCUUUUUUUGUUCAAAAUAAUUUCUUUAAUAAACUUUUAUUUAAAAACUUGUGAAAACUUUGUUUAAAACAAUCAUUAAUAUAAUACGUUUCCCAAUGUUGUUAAAAUAUGUUUAGAGUAAUGUGGCAAAUGCACAGCUCUUUCAGCUACAGGUUUCUGAGUAUGGUUGCACUGAUUAGUAUUGCAAGAAAUGGCUGUUUUAGAAUGAGGGAGGUGUCCAUGACCAAAAACUUAGCAACUCAUGCUGGACAGUGUCGUUUUCUGUUUGUUACUGCAUCUUUCUCUCUAUAAAUUUGUCUGUCUGGUAGCCUCUGCUAAUAAUACACUAACCCAAGUAUUAAAGUUAUUGCACAUCUAAUCAAAUUGAAAUAAUGAAACUGAGUCUCAUAAGAUUGCACUACAUCUCAACAAAUGUUAGUGCUGCUUGUUUUAAUGUUUUUCUAUUUGUUUUUUGCAUUUAUGUUGGACGCCUGGGCAACAGGAUUUCAGUGAAAGAGUAGAACUAUGAAUGUUGAGAGAUCAAAUCAAAAACUUUGUUCCUUUUAGACUUGCACAUUCCACUAAAUAACUCCAAUCAAGAAACCCUUAAAAUAGUUUCUUCACUAGAAGUAUGAAUAUAAUAUACUGACAGCUCAUUUUUCUGACUUAACAGCAGUGACUGUUGGAGUGUGGUCAUAGAAAUGCUGGCUGCCUCAGCUGUGUCAAAUUAUUUAUUUUUGACGAGGGGCUACUUACAGAUCACUAGAAACUGGAAACCGUAUGGAAGAAAAGUUGCGGGUAACUGACUUCAGAUCAAUGUAAACCUUUAGUUUGUGCUGAAAUGAACAUAAUUUACAUGUUGAAACCUUUCUUUAUGUGUCAGUGGCCCAGUCUAUUAAAGUAAUAAAGCUUUAGUAUCUCUUCUAA